ACACAUGGCCAUUUCUUGCAUUUGUUGGUGGCUAUCUGUCCAUCCAGAAUCACAACAACUCGCCGACUUGUGCCACCGUCGAGCUUGCGUGUGCCGCCCUCUUGUGGCCCAGUUGGGUAGCGGUGGCGUGCGCACAUCGGACGAGCCUGUGGCAAGUGCCUCCGCGGAUUGUUGUGAGGAAAGGAGAAGCCCAGCAAAGCGUAUGCGGUUUACACCUUGUACACAGAUGGCCGCGUGACUCGUAUCUUGUCUAUUAGGUACACAAAUGAACGUCUGAAGGUAUAUGCACGUAUAGGUAGGUGUACAUGAAUAUCUCGCCACAACGAAGGCUGACGGGGAAAUAUGUAAUCAAACCAACGAAAGGCAAGCAUCUUUAUGGCAGCACGUAGACAUACCGCCUGCUCCCGUAUAGACUGAGACUCGACGACUCGAGUGUGGAUUUUCAAGUUUGGAUUUACCAACAGGCAGCACCAAGGGGAAGCUACAAUUUUUAAAAGGAUAUAAUUUGAAAAUGUGUCGUAUCUUGCCUAUUUUGAGGGAAUAUUGUUUUUAAACAAUGAAUGGCAAUGAAGUGUAAUUUAAAGGUCGCUUGACCAACGUUUGAAAUAUUUUGGUUAGCUAUAGAGCUACAUGACAGGAAUAUACAUAUUCUAGGGCUUUAGCUAGCUUGCUAGCUGUCUGGUACCAGCUUGCCUAUAAUACAUCCGAACGGACGUCAACGAGAUGAUACAUUUAGAAUUUACCUGAGGAGAUUCACCUUUUACACUUUGAAGGAGGGAUUUAUCCAGAAAAGGAGGGAAGGGACACUAACUUCCCUCUCUCCCAGAGACUUGAAAGACUUUCCUUGGCCUGUGUUUGUGUGUAUAUAGGUUGGCUGAGGUGAAGCUUUAUUGAGGUACCCUCAGAAAGUGCAGGGGAAAGGCUAUGUACUUUAGGAGAUGGAGAGAAGGAAAGUAAGGAUCGAAAGUUAGUGUUGGUCGGGUGGAGAAAAGAAGCACUGUGCUGCUUAUCCGUUACCUCUGUAAAGACUAAAGAAAGGAGAGAAGGAGGGAGUCUACUCUAGUGGCAGGGCCCAGUUGCGUAGUCACCAGAAACGCUGGAAGAACAGCAGCCAGAGAACCUAGAAGGUGGGUAAGAAGAGGACCACAAAAGAGAGGAGAGACGGGGACUGAAGGAGAACCAAAGGGUCGGAGGAGAGGACGGGGAGGAGGAGGCGGCGCAUCCCCAUGGCGACGGACCCUGGGGAACCCACAGGGACGGAGGACUCUUCGGAGAAACCUGUUGGCGCACGGGAGGAGGAGACGGACCAGGAGAGCAGCAGGAGGGAGAGGACGCACAGCACCCCCUCAGACUUCCUCUCCUCCCAGACCCAGGAGAGGAGAACCGCAGAGGGAGGGGAGACAGGAGGCGGCGGUGGAAGGGGUGGAGGGCCCGGAGAGACCAGGGACCGUAAGGAAGUGGAGCCCCUGGCCGUUAGACCCAUGUCUCUCUCCACACCCUCGUCCCCGACUGCGGCGGCUUCAAGGUCAGGGGGUCACGGGCCGAGACUGAGGAGAGAGAAGCGUUUCUUCAGGAAGAGUGUGGAGAUCUGUGAGGAGGACGAUGUGGUAGCGGAUCCCCCAGUUGUCUCCCACUCCGCCCCCCACCUGGACUCAGUCAUCACCCUCGGUGGCGCCCAGGCCGCUACCGCCGCCUCUGCAGCCCUGGGACAUGACACGGCCGACCACGACCCAUCCAGCCUCAGCUCCACCCAGGACCCCGGGGCCAAGGAUGCCCCCUCUUCCGCCCCACCCCAGACGGGGAAGGAGCGAGACCGGGAGCAGGAGGAGGAGGCAGAGAUGAAGGCUGUGGCCACCUCUCCGGGGGGGAGGUUUCUGAAGUUUGACAUUGAGCUGGGGAGGGGUGCAUUCAAGACCGUUUAUAAAGGCCUGGACACUGAGACCUGGGUGGAGGUGGCCUGGUGCGAACUACAGGACCGUAAGCUGACCAAGGCGGAGCAGCAGCGUUUUAAGGAGGAGGCAGAGAUGCUGAAGGGCCUCCAGCACCCUAACAUUGUCCGUUUCUAUGACUCCUGGGAGUCAGUGCUGCGAGGGAAGAAGUGCAUCGUCCUGGUCACCGAACUCAUGACCUCGGGAACCCUCAAAACGUACCUGAAGCGCUUCAAGGUGAUGAAGCCCAAGGUCCUGAGGAGCUGGUGUCGUCAGAUCCUGAAGGGCCUCCAGUUCCUCCACACUAGGACCCCUCCCAUCAUCCACAGGGACCUCAAGUGUGACAACAUCUUCAUCACUGGCCCUACCGGCUCCGUCAAGAUCGGAGACCUGGGAUUGGCCACUCUCAUGAGGACCUCCUUUGCCAAAAGUGUCAUAGGUACCCCUGAGUUCAUGGCUCCAGAGAUGUACGAGGAACAUUAUGAUGAGUCUGUUGACGUCUAUGCCUUUGGGAUGUGCAUGUUGGAGAUGGCCACCUCAGAAUACCCCUACUCAGAGUGCCAGAAUGCUGCACAGAUCUACCGCAAAGUCACCAGCGGUAUAAAACCAGCCAGCUUCGAUAAAGUCAACGACCCAGAGAUCAAAGAGAUCAUUGGGUGCUGCAUCCGCCAGGACAAGAGUCAGAGGCUGUCUAUCCGGGACCUGUUGACCCAUGCGUUCUUCGGGGAGGACACCGGGGUGCGUGUGGAGCUGGCGGAGGAAGACACGGGCUGUCAGGACUGCCUGGCCCUCAGGAUCUGGGUGGAGGAGCCAAAGAAGCUGAAGGGAAAACACAAAGACAAUGAGGCCAUCGAGUUCAGCUACGACCUGGAGAACGACAGCGCAGAGGAGGUGGCUUCGGAGAUGGUGAAGUCAGGCUUCUUCCACGAGAGCGACGCUAAGGUGGUGGGUAAAUCCAUCCGUGACCGCGUCACGCUCAUUAAGAAGUCCCGUGAGAGACGCCAGCAGCAGCUGCUCCGACAGCAGCAAGGCUUUGAUGAGAGACGGGACUCCACCCUCACCUCCUCCACCUGCUCUCACCUCUCCUCCCUGGGGCCUGGGGUGGCUGUGUUGACAGGGGGAGGUGGGGGAGGAGGAGGGCAGGGUGAGGUUGAGGAGCUUCCAGAGGUGGAUCAGCAUGUGAGGCAACAGCAGCAGAUCCACAGUGGGAAUGCUCUGAGCCUGCCCACAGGAGGUGAGAGCAUUGGCUCAGCCAGCUGUGAAUCCUAUGCCAGUGGCCAGAGCCAGGCAUACCCUCAGCAAGGGGAGUCAUACAUGCUCUCUCAACCCAGCCUCCCUGCUGCUGCCUCGGCAUUUUUGGCCCACCACGAAAUGCUCCCGAUUGGUCAGAGCGGAGGAGUUUCGAACGUGCCUACUGGUCAGAGUGGUGGGAUUUCCUCCAUGUGCAUUGGUCAAAGCAGUGGUGGGGCACCUGUUGGUCAGCAGACUUAUGUUCAGCCUGUUGCUAUGGCAACGCAAGUCUCAUCAGGUGUACCACAGCAGUAUUCUCAGUCAUACCAUUCAGAUGGAUCACAGAUCGCACCAAUGGCCCCUUCCCAGUCCUGCGCACCCCCAGUUUCACCCCAAGCCCAGCUUAACAUUCUUCCAGCUCCCAUAUCAGUGGGAGACCCAACAGGACUAGUGGGAGUUGGUGACAUGGAGGCCAUGGUCCCUCUCCCACAACAGACCCAGGCCAAUGUCACUCCUAACAUCAUGCAGGCCUCUGACAUCCAGAUGACACCCCAGCCUUUAACCCAGCAAGCGCAGCCUUUCAUGAUUACCCAACAGCAGAUACUGAUGGAGCCACAGCAGCAGCAAAUGGAGGCUCAACAAACCACCCUGCUUCAGCAGCAACAACCACACCAACAACAACAGGCCAAUGUAAUUCCCCAGAAGGCGGUACUGAUACAGCAACAUAUAGAACAACAGCAGCAGACUAUAGCAAUCCAACAGCAGCAAACUACUGAGCUUCAGCAGCAAGUGUAUGUGCAGCAAGCUUUGGUUCAGCAGCAGCAGCAAAUGCAACAGCAUCCUCAGCAGCAGGCCUUACCACCACAACAGCAAUCAAUGGACCAACAGCAGCAACAACAACAGGCAUUGUCAUUACAGCAAGUGGAUCAAACCCAAGCCUAUGUGCAACCACCGCUAAACGACCUACAACAGCAGCAACAACUGCAACAGCAGCAAACAUUGUUGCUACACCAACAGCACCAGAUUGAACAUCAGCAACAACAACAAGCAAUGUUACUAGAACAACAACAGCAAGUGUACAUACAACAGCAGCUUGAGCAACAGCAGCAACAGGCGUUGCUACAAAAGCAACAACAGGCACGGCUACAACAGCACCAACUGGAGCAACAGCAAGCGCUGUUACAACAGCAAAUAUUUGAGCAACAGCAGCAGCAAGCGAUGUUACAGCAGCAGCAACAAGAGCAGCAGCAAAAGCAAGCCUUAAAGCAACAGCAACAACAGGCGCAACUACAGCAACAACAGCUAGAGCAACAGCAAGCGCUGUUACAACAGCAUCAAUUUGAGCAACAGCAGCAGCAAGCGCUCCUACAGCAGCAACAACAACUGGAGGCUCACCAAGCGAGCCAGAUCCAACAACAACCGGAAAUGCAUCAACAACAGCAAGCUGUGCUGCAACAACCGACCCAACUACAACAACAGGCGGUCGUCAGUCAUCCAAUCGACUCACAGCAAGCUGUGCUACAGCAACAGUUGGAACAGCAAGCCCUGCUACAACAGCAACAGCUUCAGCAGCAACAAGCAGUUUUACAGCAGCAGCAAUUGGAGCAACAGCAACAACAGGCACAACUGCAACAGCAGCUGGAGCUACAACAGCAGCAAGCUUUGUUACAACAACAGAUCGAGCAACAACAGCAACAGCAGGCGUUGCUACAACAACAACAAGCAGAGCGACUACACCAACAGGCUUUGCUACAACAGCAGCAGCAACAGAUUCAACAACAGCAAGAGACUGGGCAAUCGCAGCAGCAAACCGCCAAUAUUCAAUUUCAACAAAGUGAGAAACAAGAGACCACUUUGAUUCGGCAACAAUGUGAGCAGUUGCAAGCUUUGAUUCAACAGCAACAAAUUGAUGUGUGUUUGUUGCAGCAACAACAACAACAGCAAAACACUGCUAUGUUUCCACCUAGUCACACGAGCCUAACGCAGCAGCAAGUGACAGAACAACAGCAAGUAGCGCUGAUACAACAGCAGCAGCAGCAACAACAAGCUGUAUUACUGGAGCAACAACAACAAGCGUAUGUUGUCCAGCAACAACAGCAGGGCCAUCAGAGCUCUGUCAUUGAACCUCCUUCUCAGAUCCCCCUUGUUGCCCCAAACCUACCAGCAGCAGAGGUUAUACAGGCCAUGCAGGUCCAAGCUCAGAUGGCUGCCCAAGCCCAGGGUCAGGGAGCCAAACCUGUAGCCAUUCAGCCACAGAUUCCCAGCCAGGCUCCACUGGCUAUAGUGCAUGCCCAAGUCCUGGCCCAGAUUCAAGCUCAGAAUGAAGCUCACCCUCAGAGCCUGGGCCAUUUCCCAGUCCCAGUACUCCAGGCCCAGCCCCAGCCUCCACUCAAAGCCCAGCCCCAGAUGAUUGAAGUCCAGAUUCCACCUCACGUGGUGGCCCCGAUCCAGGCACCAAGUCCUCCGAUCCCUAUCCAGUCCCAGGCUCCUAUAGUACAGGCUAUCCAUCAGAUCCCAGCUCAAAUACAGGCCCAGGCUCCAGUGCAGUCACUCAUCCAACAGACUCCCCAGCCUCUGCAUCCAACCCAAGCUUUGAAUCUGAUUCCAGCGGUUGUUGAGACUCAGAUGAUGCCUCCUAUGAGGCAGAGUCCAGCUCUGGUCCAACCCCAACCUCCAGUCUCAAUAACCGCCAUGCACAGCCAGAUCCAACCCCAGCACGAGUCUCCAGUGCAGCCCAGUGUUCAGCUCCCAGGUCUAGCGCAGCCUCAACACCGCCCCCAUGCUCCAGCUGUACUACUGGCACCCCAGUAUGUCACUGCACCUCAGCCCACCCAGCAGCAAGCCAUACAGCCAGUCCUGCAACAACAACAUCAGGACAUCACACAACAAGUUACCCAGCAACACCAGCAGGUACUGUUGGAGCAACAGCAGUCCAUGGUGCAGUACCAGCAGAUGAUGCUGUCUCCUGGAUCUGUUGGUGUUGGAACUGUCAUGGAGGCCCCUGCCUCCACAGUCAUAGACCCUACCACCUUGGUCUCUGCUUCGCCUCAACACAUACAACAACAGACUGGGCAAGUGUAUAACCAAGGCCAGCAGGUACAGCUACAACCACAGGUACAGCUACAGCCUGUUCCACAGCCACAACAGCAGCAGCUGCAAGUAACAGGAAGCCCAGCUGUGGUGCAGCCGUUAAACCAACCCAUACCUCAGGCUCAGUCUAAAUCUAUGCUGCCUCAACCCAUUCCCAUGGAGCAAUACCAACAGCAACAGCUGGUGCAACAGGUUCCACAAGUCGUACAACAGACACUCCCACAGCAGCUUCAGUCUCAGACAGCCCCAAUUCAACAGGCUCUGCAGUCUCAGCAUCAGCAGGUCUCAAAUCCCGACCCAUGUCAACUGGGUUAUCAGCUUCCUACUGUUAACCCAGCACAGACAGCAUCCCCCAGAAACGUGCCCCAGCUCGGGUCUCAGACUAGAGCCCUACCCCUGUACAGUCAGGUAGUAGCAGGAGCAGGAGGUCUGCCACCAUCCCCCCAGCACCAAGCUCAGCUGACACAGCCGCUACCCACGCACACACACACCCAGAUGGCCAUGCAAGCUCAGGCACACACCCAGACACUGGCCCAAGCGCAGGCCCAUGCCCACACCCAGACCCAGCUCGCUGAGGCUGCAUUGGCGGACUCCACCACCGAGCAACAGCCCCCUCUGAAUCCUUCCCAGGCUACUUCCUUCCCUCUUCCACAGAUGCCCCCCAGUCCUUCUCAUACAUCGUCUCACCCCCACCCUGCCUCCCUGCCACCCCUCCAUCCUGCUAACCCUGGCCCAGAGACCCAGCCCACCCCACCAGAGAGCCAACUAACCCUGUCUGGUCUGGCUGAUGUCCCCUCGGGCCUGACCUCUCCCCCGGCUGUUGCCGCCACUGCCCAGCCCCUUGACUCUAACGCCCCCUCGCUGCUGCACCCCACCUCAACCUCACUCCAAGACUGUGACCCUGCUCUGCUGGGCAUUGCUCAGGAGAGUCCAAACCAGUCUGGCACAGAGAGACACUCCUCUUCAGGUGCUGUUCCAGCCAAUGGGGAUGGGGAUCUACAGAUGUUGUUAGCCAAUGGAAAACUAGAGAGGGUGAAGUCUCAGAGGAGAUUGUCCUAUCGGGGGGCAGAAAAGGGAUCCCAUGCAUUUCAACUGAGUAUGAUCCAGGUGUCCGGCUCUGGUGACAACAUGGUGGAGUGUCAGCUGGAAACCCACAGCAACAAGAUGGUCACCUUUAAGUUCGACACAGAGGGAGACGCACCUGAAGACAUCGCAGAUUAUAUGGUGGAGGAGGAUUUUGUCCUUGAGUCAGAGAAAGAUACAUUUGUGGAAGAGCUGAGGUCCAUUGUCAAGAGAGCUCAGGAAAUUCUCCUCACACAUCAACAGACUGGAUCUAUGGAACAGCUGCAUGUGAGCACUCCAACAGGCACAGCAAUGGACUGGGCGCCUCAGUCGUCUCCGGUGGGCAGAUGGAGGUUCUUCAUCAACCAGACCAUCAGACACAGAGACUCCACGUCCAACCAGGGAGGAGCGUCCACCCCUCCACCUCUCUCGACCGGAGAGGUCAGGGUUCCCCAGUCUACAGACACUGACAGAGAGGGGGGCGGAGGAUCCCAGAGAUCGGACUCCUCCUUCGCUGGAAUGGUCUCCUCUCCUCCUCCCCGCUCCACGUCCACCCUGUGUGUCCCUGCCACCGCCUCCUCCCCCCCUGCCUCCGCCUCCACCGUUUCUGCCCCUGCCUCCAUGUCUGCCCCCCCAGCCCCUGCUGCCCCCGCUCCUGACACGACGGCCUCUGCUGCCUCUGACAGUAGGGUUUCCGCCCUGACUUCUAGUCUCGCUAGUGCAGUUGUUGCCUCAGUCCCACACCCAGUCCCCGCUGCCUCGGCUAGGCUAUGCCUAGACCUGCAGGCUUCCAUUAACCAAACUUCCAGUGCCACCACAGCAACAUCCUCCAUCCCAACCACCGCUGCCAACCUCCCAGUCACUUCCAUGGUAGCUGCUUCUGCCACCAUCGCGCCCACUACCACCCCCUCUCCAACUGAAGCUCUGACCUCCCCAGCUACGAGUAGGGGCUCUAUGGUGAGCCAGGGCCGAGGACCAAGCCUGGGUGAUGUAGUAAAGGUGGCCACCCUAGGACAGUGUGUGUCUGGAGGGGACCACUCAUCCACUGGCUCAAUCCACCCACCAGUGGCUGUGGCUGCAACCGUGGCCUCUCCUCCUGUUAGCCGUGCCGGUCUGGAGCAGCAGCAACACACUCUGCCUCAGAUGCAGUGCACGGCAGCCCAGGUUCAGCCUCAGGUCCAGUUACAACAGCAACUCCAGACAGUGCAACAGGUACAGCAGCAGCAACCACUCCUAGAACAUCAGCAACAACAACAACACCUGAAGACUGUGCAACUCCAACAGGUACAGAAACAACAGCAAGAGUACCAAGAGCAGAUACAACUGCAGCAGCAGAAGAAGCAACACGCGUUGCAACAAUCUAUUCAACAGUUGCAGAUGCUGCAACAUCAGCAGCAGUCUGAGGUACAUUUGCAUCCCCAGCUCAGUCACACAGAGCCGUUACAACAACAGUGUAUGUCCCUGCAAUCACAGACAGAGAUGUUGCCGCUGGCACUACAACUACAGACUCAGCAAAUGCCUGUCCAAAUGCAGAACGCACAGUACAACACACAGUUACACAUGCAACAGCUACACCAGUUGCCACCACCACAGCAAAAACAACCAGUCAUUUCACAGCAACAGGCAGCGAUUGACUUGCAGCCACAGCAUCAGCAACAGUUAACUCUGCAACAAGCACUGCAUAUUCAGCAGCAACAGCAAAUGCUCCAACAGCAACAGCAGCAGCAACAACAGCAGCAACAACAGCAGCUGUCAGUGAACCAACAGUAUGUCCAACAACAAUCAGUACAGCCACUAAACAUGGCGCUGGUACAACCGCAAGCUCAACAACUCCCUCUAGAACAGACACAACAACUAGUACAGCAACAGCAGCAACAACAAAAACAACAAGAGGUUAACCAUCAGCAGCAGCAGGUGCCCCAGCAGGCUCCUCCCCAGAAGCAGACGUCAUUACAACAGUCAGAGUGGAAGAGGUCUACAGAGGAGGACGGUGUGACAGAGGAUAUAGGCAGUCACUCUGCCCCUCUACAUCCCUCCUCAGACUUAUCUUUGCCCCUCAACAUUAACACAACCUCCGAUGCCCCCUUACCGCCCCUCUCCCUCACCUUGACCCCAUCCCCAGUCCAACCAUCCUCUGUGGCCGAGUCGGACAGCGAGGGCCCUCCCAAAAUCGAGUUUGUAGACAACCGCAUUAAGACUCUGGAUGAAAAGCUGAGGAACUUGUUGUAUCAGGAGUAUAGUAGUGGGGCAGCUGUGACGGGGGGAGCUGCUGUGGCUUCUACCGCAGGUGCCACCGCAGUGUCAGCAGCCUCCACAUCGGCAGGAGGGGAUGAAUCCUCGGAGCCGCACUCGCUCCAACCCUCCUCCUUCCCUCCUCCCGUGUUGUCAUCCUCAGACACCUCUCCUCACUCUUCCUCCUCCACCACCUCCUCCACCACCUCCCGCUCCUCCUCCACCUCUCCUGAUCUGGAAAGGGGGAGAGGAGUGGGGGAGGAGGCUCCACCAGCAAGCCCGGUGGAGCAGCAGCCCGGCCCGUCUCUCUCCUCCGCCUCCCUCACUUCCUCCCUCCUUGCCUCUCCACACGGAGACUCGGCCGGGCCCCCGCCUAUCCCUGGAGAACCCACUGUUUUUGCUGCCCCCCCUCACUCUGACACCAGUACCCCAGGAGAAGUCACUACGUGGCCUGCAAAUCUGCACCCCGUCCCCCUGGGCCCUGGAUCGCCGCCACAGCACAAUGCAGGAGGUGGAUAUUUUGGCCUAAACCUGACAUGUCCUAGUAUCAGAAAUCCCGUUAGCAAGAAAUCCUGGACUCGCAAAUUCAAAAGCUGGGCUUGCAAACUGCGCCACUCCGCCAGCUUGUUCAAGAAGCCCAGAGUCCAGCAAGACGGUCACUUUAGUGGCAGUCAGGCAGUCAGAGAGGAGAGAGAGGGGGCUUCCUCCAACCCUCCCCACUCACUUAAGGGACGAUUUCAGGUCACCCCAGUGCCCCAGCCCCCUGAGGCCUCUCCCCCCAAGGUGGCAGCCUGUGGUACGGGCAGCAGCCACAGGAAUGUGGGGCGCUUCUCUGUGACCCAGACAGUGAACCAGAAAGAGGAGAAAGAACUGACAGACAGCUCCCCUGUGUCUCCUGACCUGGAGAGAGAGAGGAGGAGGACCCGAGGGAAGGAGGGAGAGAGGGAGGAGGGGAAGUGGACUCCAGCACUGAACCACCCACCCCGAGGACAUGGUCACGGGCAUGGUCAUUCUCCCCUGGGCAGUAGUGAUGAUGAGGAGAGUGAGAUGGAGGAUGAAGACCUAAGGAAGGAGCUGCACACGCUGAGAGAGAAGCACAUCAAGGAGGUGGUGUCCCUCCACGCUCAGCAGAACAGAGAGCUCCAGGAGCUGUACAGACAGCUGCGCUCCCUCAAAGACCACCGGCAGACCCUGCCCCGCACCCCACCCUUCCCCUCCGGGUCCCCAGCCCUCUCCCCCCGCAGGCACAGGCCAGCCAAAGCCAAGCUCCGACCCAGACCCCACUCACACAUGGACAACAAUGGACUCGCUGGUCACCCCGGUAUACAACAGUCCAGUAGUUUCUCAGGGGGAGAACAGAGAAAACUGCCGCCAUACUGCAACCCAGAACAAAUCACCCUACUGACUACCAAAAGAGACCACAAUCCUCCCUCCCAGGUUGCCAGAAAGAGCAUGUUCACAGAUGACUUGCACAGACUGGUGGAUGAUUGGACGAAGGAGACAGUGGGUCCCGCCGCCCCCAAGCCCUCGCUCAAUCAGAUCAAGCAGAUUCAGCAGGUGCAGGAGUUGGGAGGGUGGCCACAGGCCACAGAGGUGGCUCCUCCUGGUUGGUUCCCUGUGGCACCACUGAACCCCCAGGCCUCCCCAGCCCCCUCCAGCCUCACUGCUCCAGCUCAGUACACCACUGGGGGGGGCCAGUGGAGUGGGGUGGUGGGACCACCAGGACCACAACAACAACAAACACACAUGCCUCCAGUCCCUCAGCUGCAUCAAAGUUUACACCUCCAGCAAGCCCAGCCUACUCACCCAUUACAGAUACAACCCCUAAUCCAGACUCAACUACUGUCUCAGUCCCUGUCUCCCGUAGAGCCACAGACAGGGCAACAACAGAUACCCCAGCAACCCCAUUUAGGUGUAGGAACCCCACCUCCGAAUCAGAAUAAACCUCUGUUGCCUUCCCAGGUGUCCCCAUCGUCUCAGCUGGCCCUAGCUCAGCCUGGGUGUCUGAUUCCUGGGUCUAGCAACAAUGCGGUAGUGGAGCCCAUAGACACUGGCGCUGCUCCUGCCCCCGGUGGCUCCGGGGGGACAUUGUGCUUCUGCUCCUCCUCCUGCUCCUCCUCCUGCUCUGCUGCUGCUCGACCAUCCAGUGCCAAACUUCACCCCACGCCCCCAACCUCCACUCUUCCUCUGGGACAGCAGUAAAAAGAAAAUGAGAGGGGGAAGAGUGAGUUAGAUUAGGAUGGAACAAGGGAAGUAGAAAAAAAGAUGGAGAUGAUGGAUGUGUAAAAACCAUGUGGAAAGUUUGAGAGUAUGUAUUUUAUGAGAGGUAAUGUCUGACAAUGAGAAAAUGGACGCCAUUAUAUUUGUAAAGAUGAGAUGGGAAGUGAAUGUGAGAGAUGGUUGAGUCUAUGUAGACAGAAUAUGUACAGACAGAGGGCAAUAUGAAACUCUUGGGAGGGGGGGGGGUCAUGAUAUUGGUGUGUUUGAGAUGUACAAAAUUAGGUAAUGUGUUUGUGUUGCCAUUGAUUUCCUCAGUACAUAUUCCUUGUGUGUUUUGACACUAAGUAACAGUCAUGUUAUUUUUAAAAUCCAACUAAGUUUGACCCAGAACUCUUCCUCCCAAGCUGAGACAUGAAGGAACAGAAAACAUUGACAUAUUUUUGUUUUGUUUUUGUCAAUGCUUAAUUAUAUCGAAAAGGACUAUGAAUUUUAAAAGUGCAAUUAGUAACUGUCAUCUAAAUUGUAUCAUCCUGUGAUGUCCUGAUUUGUCUGUGGUGGCGUUUAACCAAAUAAUUUUGUAGAAGCACGUUGACAACAACCAACCAAACAUUUACGCAUUAACUGACAUAUUACAUGAGUAUAGCACAAAUGUUUCAACAGGCUACCAAUGAGAUAUAAAGCAGGUGCAACAACAGCAUGUUACAGUAACACCACAGAGCAUGGUAAUAGUGGUGCUACCUGGCUAUUAUCACUACCAUAAUGCCACUAAGCACACUGUUGUACAGUCUAGUGCACGGGCAAGGCAUGUAUUCGUGGAUUAUAAUUUUUUACAUUGAUAAAUAAGUGUCAAUUAGUAGAUUAAAGAAGAUUUUAAAUGACAUGUUGAGUAACAUGAUUAAAUUGUGAUCAAUAUAUGAAUAUGUUCAGUGAGCUUUCAUUGAAUAAACACUCAUCAAAACACUAAGACUGCAUGACCUUACGGCUACAAUGUACCUUGACUUGCCUGCAAUCUGCUUGCACUUGUGCUUAUAUUUCUCACGUCUGCUGUUGUGCACAACAACAAACUCUGAGGUAAUUUAUUGAUCAGAAAUAAAUCUGUUUUAUUUGAGCUAGAAUCAAUUUGUUUUAGGGAAAUAUUGAAUUUACUCAAUACCAAUUGCUACACUGCAUAUCAAAGGUGUCAUACAAGGAAAACUGAUAAGAAAACAAACUGCCAAGUAAUUUUAUGGAAUGGGGAAACCAACUAUAUGGGCUGUCCUCAUAUUGCCUUUUAGAAUGAAUACUUUACUGUGUGUGUGUGACAGUUUUAUUUUGUGUGACAAAAGCUUUGUAAUAUUGCUGCACUGCAUCACAAAUCGAAUCCCCACUACUUCCAUUAAAGCAGACUAACAUUAGUUGUUACUGUACCAGAUUGUUUACCUAUAGAGCCCAUCAUGUAUUGGUUCUGUCUCUCCUCAAGACGUCAAAGAAGUCAGUUAAGUGAGUGGCGCUCGAACCCAUAAAGUCCAUAGUAAUACAGUGCGUCCCAAAUGGCACCCUAAUCUUGUAAAGUAGGGUACCAUUUGGGACAUGACUUUACGGCUCCCGAGUGGCGCAUUUCUGUGCCAGAGGCGACACUACAUACACCCUGGUUCGAAUCCAGGCUGUAUCACAACCGGCCGUGAUUGGGAGUCCCAUAAGGCGGCGCACAAUUGGCCCAGCAUGUCAUUGUAAAUAAGAAUUUGUUCUUAACUGACUUGCCUAGUUAAAUAAAGGUUUAAUUCAAGAAGUGUCAUUGAAAAAAAAUAGUUUGUUAGGCAGAAUUGUGAGAGCCUUUUUCUGGAUUUAAGUAUUAGUGAACAUUUUUGUCCUUAACAAGUUGUUUUACGUGUGAAUUACUCUUUUGUAAAUUCGACUAGAAGGAUCUUUAACAGAUCUGCAUGCACACAGCAAAAGGUUUACUGACUUCCAUUUCUCAACUUACUCCAGUGAGUGACAGGGAUGCACAUGGACAAUGAGAUACAGUACAAUCAUCAUUGCAUUUAGCUAUACAUAUAAAUUUGACCAUUGAUAAAUACAUUUUCUGAAAGCUUACUUGGUACUUUAAGGUUUUUUAGUUAAAUCAGUAUUUCUGUUUUUAUUUAAAUGUAUAAUGAUAGAGAGUUUUUCCCACAGCAAAGAGGAGAUGGUAGAGCAUGUGUGAAAGACUGCUUCAUAGUGAGCUGAAAACUCUGAGGAAAAACAAAACAUUCAUUUUGGGGAGCUAAAACAGUUGGUGCUUAUAGUUGUUCACAAACUUAACACUUUACCAAUUGCAUAUGAAUAUAUAGUUUAACAUAAUGGUUUUCAGUAUUUAUGUUUUAUUUUUAUGAGACAACCCACAUUUUCACAGUAAAAUAGUUUAAUAUUAUUAGUGGAGGGGAGGAAGUUACUGUGCUGUCAAGUCAAUACUAACAUGUUGACUAUAUGUCACAGCUUUGAUGAUAUUCAUGAAAAGGAAAUGUGGAACUCGCCCUGAUGUGUUACCAAAAUGUAAUCUAAAGGAAAAAAAUAUUAUUUUUGUAUUUUGAAAUGGGGUUGUACAAAAUGUAAAAUCGUGUUCUUCUGAUCAGUAUUUUAAAAUAUGAGGUUAUCUGACACUAGAAAACAUUGCUUCUCAUCUCUGUUGGAGUCCCCCCAGGAUAUAUUCUAUUCCUCUCAGACUUUGUGUUGAAACAGAGUAAUAGCUACAUCAUGUUUCAAUUGUGAGAGGUUUUGUCAGUAUGGUUCUAAUCAUAGAGAUAUACUGUAUCAACUUGUUUUUAUGUCUACGGAAACUUGAUUCACUGGACAAACAAUGAAACACCGUCAAGAGGUAGGCCUAGACUACCUUUAGGCCAUUGGGCUCAUCUAACACACACUUCUCCUGAUAUUACACCUGACUGAGAACCAAUGAUUUAGAAGGACAUUUAAAUACAAAAACCUAUAAAUAAAAUGUAUGUUUCUGGUGAUUUAACCUCUGUAAUAUUGUAACUAAUUCAAUUGUUGAUUUUAUUUAUGUUUUUGUAACUAAUCAAAAUAAAUGGUGUUAAACAUCAAACUGUUAA
This is a messenger RNA of Oncorhynchus keta (chum salmon), 14827 nucleotides long. Its product is annotated as serine/threonine-protein kinase WNK2-like. Bases 1227 to 11744 code for a protein of 3505 amino acids. The record is from RefSeq and is a predicted model, not a curated record. Gene Ontology annotation, cellular component: cytoplasm; cytosol. The transcript has 25 exons. Gene Ontology annotation, molecular function: ATP binding; chloride channel inhibitor activity; protein serine/threonine kinase activity. Gene Ontology annotation, biological process: negative regulation of sodium ion transport; monoatomic ion homeostasis; intracellular signal transduction. Lineage: Eukaryota; Metazoa; Chordata; Actinopteri; Salmoniformes; Salmonidae.